CAUGACGUUUAUUUGUUAUUGUACUCCGAUGACAUUCACAUCUGAUACCAUCCAGAACCCAAACAAACUGGAAAAACUAUUCACUAACCGGCAGAAAAUGGUCUAAAAGUGCCGUUAAUAGGAAAGUAGCAAAGUAUACACGAAAUGGCAUCGGUUAAAGUGGCUGUUCGCGUAAGGCCCUUCAACCAAAGGGAAAAGGACUUGGAUGCCCAGUUGAUUAUUCAGAUGAAGGGCAAGACCACGGGCAUUUUAAAUUGCAAGGCGAACACUCGGGAUGAAAACAUCAGGUACAAAGAAUUCACCUUUGACCAUUCGUACUGGUCGCACGACCACCAAUCAUUAAACUAUGCCUCACAAGAGAUGGUUUACAAUGAUUUGGGCACUGAAGUUGUGGACUGUGCCUUUGAGGGCUACAACGCUUGUGUCUUCGCGUAUGGCCAAACGGGCAGUGGAAAAACCUUUACCAUGAUGGGCUCACCAGAAAACCAAGGACUGAUUCCUCGCAUUUGCAAGGCGCUGUUCGACCGAAUGUGCGAAAAUUCGAAACGAGGCACCACACAUCGAGUUCAAGUUAGCUAUCUGGAAAUUUACCAAGAAAGAGUGGCCGAUUUGCUGAUUGACCGGAGGGACAAAGACACGAGCAACUUGAAAGUGAGGGAACAUCCGAAGAAAGGGCCGUACGUACAAGGGCUGACCACCUGUUGGGUGACAAAUUACGGCCAUAUCCAGGAUUGCAUGACCAGGGGAAACUCGCACAGGACUACAGCUUCGACUAACAUGAACGACGUCAGCAGCCGCAGUCAUGCGAUCUUCACCAUCACGUUUGUUCAAGCCAGCUACUGCGAUGGGGUGCCUAGCGAAACCGUCUCAAAGAUUCACCUGGUGGAUCUGGCAGGAAGCGAACGGGCCGAUUCAACUGGAGCCACUGGACAACGGCUAAAGGAAGGGGCUCAUAUCAAUAAGUCCUUAGUCACUCUGGGGUCUGUUAUAUCAGCCCUAGCAGAGUCAUCGACAAUCGACUCAAAGGACCAGGUAGGACAAAAACGGUCCUUUUUCAUCCCGUAUCGAGACUCUGUUCUCACUUGGCUGUUGAAGGACAGUUUAGGGGGCAAUUCGAAGACUAUCAUGAUCGCUGCUAUCUCCCCUGCAGAUUGCAACUAUGGCGAAACACUUAGCACGCUUCGCUACGCGAACAGGGCCAAAAACAUCAUUAACAAACCGACAGUGAACGAAGACCCGAACGUUACGCUCAUCAGAGAGUUGCGUAACGAAAUCAGUAAACUGAAGGCUCUGAUGUUUUGCGAACAGAAGUCCGAUACAUUGGCCCAGCAGAUACACGAAAAGGAGACCAGAGAAAAGGAACUGACGGAAGAAUGGACGGGCAAAUGGCGCGAAGCCCAAGCAAUUUUGCGCGAACAAACGGCACUGGGACUGCGUAAAUCUGGGGCUGGGGUGGUUCUGGAUUCGGAUCGGCCCCAUCUGGUGGCCAUCGAUGAUGAUCCACUGAGCACUGGUGUGACACUUUAUCACUUAAAGGAAGGAAUAACCAGUAUCGGCUCAGGAAGUGCUGACGUUAGACAGGAUAUAGAAUUACGCGGCUCCGGAAUGGAAUCAGAGCAUUGCAGCAUUAUCUUCCAAAAUGGGAUAGCAACUCUUUCACCAAAGCCGGGCGCUUACGUGAUGCUCAACAGCCAAUUAUUGGAGUCUCCCGCUAAGCUAUCGCAAGGCUGCAUCAUAUUUCUGGGCAAAGCCCAUGUUUUCAGGUUUAACGAUCCUGCGGAAGCUGCAGAACUGCGAAAAGGGGAAAAGGCUCACAAUUUAUCCAGGCUGAGCCUGCUCAGCUGGUCCACCCCUGAUCUGGCCCUAUCGAUAGAAAACUUACAAACUGCCGAGGAAGACAAGUCGGAAAUCGAUAUGCAACGCUUGACGCUGGAGAAGGCAAAAGAACAAUUUGAAAGGGAGCAGGAGCAGUUUGCCAAGAGCAAGCAGGCGUUUGAAAAGCGGAAGAAAAGCUUAGAAGAGGCACAAGCCAAACUAGAAAGCGAGAAACGAAUGGCACAACAAGAGUAUGCCGAACAGGCGAAACAGUUACACGAUGACUGGCAAGUGCUGACUGACCAGCAAAAAGACCGGGAAUCGGAACUAGAAAAGAAAGAGCAGGAUUUGAUUAUGCAGAGGGAGGAGCUAGAGAAAGACAGACUGAGAGUUCUGGGAGAGAUUAAUGGAGAAUGUGAUGCGUUGGAGCAAAAGCGCUGUACAUUUUCGUCCAAGUUUCGAAACAUGAGCGACUUGGUUUUAAUGCACGCCAAUGACAUUAGUUUUUCGGAUACUGCAUCCAAACUUUUAUUUCAGGAACUAGCGGCUAAAUCGCAAAAGACACCCCUUUCCAGCAGUGAAGCGGACCGUUUGAUUGAUAUUUUCAAUACUAUUCGGGCACCGGAUGUAAUCCAGAGACUCGUCAACGUUCAUAGGCAGGAACUGGCCGAAUUGCAAGCGGAGAUAACGCGACGGGUGCAGGCUCUGUGUUAUAAGCAAAGAAGCAUGGAACAAAUCGAUCAGAAGCUGAUCAGCCUAGUGGAUGACCAACAAAAUCUCGGCGGCGCUAAGCUGGGACUUACCGAAUUGCAAGCGAUAAAAGACAAUCUGAACAAGAGAACUGGGGAAGAGCUAGACAAAAUCGAACAAAAAAAGCAGGGCUUGACACUGAAUUUGAAGCGAAUCAACUCAGUGGAAGUACAGGUCAGCCCAUCGUCCUCCUCAACCGAACCUAAUACAGCCAAUUCCAACAGCAGCGCAACUUAUCACACUGCGCCCAACAGCUGUGAAUUUCCUACAGAAGAGGGUCUGUCGGUCAUACCUGCUGACCCCCUAAUGAGCGACAGUGGCGUAGAACUUCGACCCCCAUCUGGCCGCAACCGCCACGAGGAAAGCUGCGACGACUUGUCGAGCAAUGAGGGCGUUAUCAGUGAUUCUCAAUCGACCAGUUCGAUAGAAAACCACUCGCCAGUGGCGAAGAAGAACCGACGCAAAGAUGCGGAGACGUUGCGCAAGUUGGCCCAUAAAAUCUCGCAACAGAAGCACUCGAUACUUAGGAAUUUGGAUAACCAAAUACCAAAAGAGCAUUUAGAUAGACAAAUUGCUUAUUUGCAAGAACUUCAACGGCAAUACAUGGCAAUGAAGUACGGUUGUUAUUCGAAUUUAUCUCCGGCUUUGGAGCAUCCAUUGCAGGACAUGGAUAGCCCCAGUCCGAUCAGACCGCUGAACACCGGAUCUACCAGUGCCUUAUAUACAUCUUCCAUCCACGCUCAGAACAAUAGGUUCUACAAUCACUUCAUGUACCGAUCAAUGCCCUCAAUAUCAACUGAUACAGAUUGCGACUCGGUAAUCAGUAUAACCAGUUACUGCCUAAGGGGGGCAGGGUCGAAGACGCAUUAUGAGUACGAGAUUCGGAUAUUGACAAUCGAUGAGCGAUGGAGCGUUUUGCGAAGAUACAGUCGCUUUCGUGAUCUUCACAUAGCAAUGAAGGCUCGUUACAAAGAUAAGGUUAGUGCAAUACCGUUUCCUUCAAGAGUGCUGUUCGCCAACUCGGAUUCAGUGGCCGUGUCCAGGAAGCGCCAUUUGGAACUCUACCUGCGCAGGCUGAUUGAUACUUGCAGAACGCUAUCGACGUGCCCUUUGGCUUAUGGGGGCCCCGUCACCAAGUCGGCGCUCAUCAACUUUUCGCCGUUCUUCCGGAAGGGCGUUUUCGAGAACGGAAAGUAUGGCACAUCAUGAUGGCCGUUGCGGCUUCUAGGAGGCUCAAGUCAAUUCAAUUAUUCGUUUUAAGGCCGUUGCUAUCGCUAAUUUCUUGCCAGUGAUUGAUUGGCUCUGAUCAUAAUUUUACUCGAUGGCUCUAAGUUAGGGCAAUUCUCAACAGUUACCUCUUAAUGGCGUUUGAGCAAGGUUUUUUGCUUGCGGUGUUUGGCACUAAAGCAAUUGUUUCCAUUGUUAGAACCGACCAAGGCUUUGAUAUUCUUUGACAUGUGAUAAGUAGAUAGUUUUAAGGAAAUGUAUUAUAUAUGCUGUGCCUGGAAAAGUUGCCCAUCCGUCCCAAGAGAUCCUUUCUGCGUGGAUUUCCGCUCUUCUUAAUGGUGCUUUCGAUGCGCAAGCAAAAGCGCUUGGAAAAAUGGUAAAGCGGACCAAUACCUGGAUUGGGAGCUUUUCCAGACCAAUCAGCCCUGUUAAGUAUUUCGUAUCUCAGUUGAAACGACUUUCUGUUGUGAAACCUAUUAUUGUUGCAAUAGUAAUCAUAUUUUUUAACGGGAAAAGUAGCGAGAAGCUGGUGUGUUGAAAUAAACUUUCUCUAUACAGUU
This is a messenger RNA of Dendroctonus ponderosae (mountain pine beetle), 4352 nucleotides long. It is a transcript of the gene Klp98A, whose product is annotated as kinesin-like protein Klp98A. The transcript is spliced from 20 exons. Gene Ontology annotation, biological process: microtubule-based movement. Lineage: Eukaryota; Metazoa; Arthropoda; Insecta; Coleoptera; Curculionidae. Gene Ontology annotation, molecular function: phosphatidylinositol binding; microtubule motor activity; ATP binding. Bases 145 to 3774 code for a protein of 1209 amino acids. The record is from RefSeq and is a predicted model, not a curated record.